CCUUGGUGCUACUACUAUUGUUCCUACCACCUCGGUGAUUUAUAAGGAUGGCUGUGCUGGCUCACAGGAGGCUGAUGCAUGUUUGGCAGCUCCGUGUGGUCCUAGCGGGCCCCAGCAGCACCAGCAGGAGGCAGCUAGACGGCGGGAUCCCAGCCGCGGUUUCCUUCCCUGCUCCAGCAGUGGCUGUGCGCAGAGCACCUCUCGUCUGCCAGCUCUGUGGGUGCCCCGGGGCACUGCUGAGUGCGCUCUGCCUGGGGUCCUCCCGCUUCACUGUUUGGGUGUUCUGCUCUCUCACCUUCCCCUUGUUUCACAAGUGUAUACAGCGCUGUCCUCUAAUACGUUACAAGUCUCCAGCUGUUUUCAGCUUGAGCACUUCCUAGCUGGAUGUGAUUUCUGUGUAUUUUGUAGUCUUCAGUGGGUUUGUCCUCCACAAACGUGUCCCCCUCUUCCCUUGAGUGUAUGUAAACUCGCAGCACACACAACGUCCUUCCAGCAGGAGUUCUACGUGAACAAGGUGUAUCACACACCACUUCUAACCUGACUCACUAGGGGCAGCAGACCUGCGACAGAGAAAGAAGCAAAACGACACAGAAUCUGACAAAAUGGCUCCAGACGAGAGAAACAAAGAAAAUUCAAAGCUGGGAAGAUCGCCAAAAUAUGUGUUAAUUCAACGUUUUGCAAAACUUUUCUUUGGCUGUCUUGCGGCAGUCACUAGUGGAAUGAUGUAUGCUGUGUACCUCUCAACAUAUCAUGAACGGAAAUUCUGGUUUUCCACCAGGCAGGAACUUGAACGAGAAAUUACAUUUCAGGGUGACAGCGCCAUUUAUUAUUCAUUCUAUAAAGAACUACUAAAGGCUCCUUCCUUUGAAAGAGGUGUUUAUGAAUUGACACACAACAAUAAGACAGUAUCACUGAAGACCAUAAAUGCAGUCCAGCAAAUGACUUUAUAUCCAGAGUUGAUUGCCAGUGUAUUGUAUCAAGCAUCUGGUAGUGAAGAAGUUAUUGAACCAGUGUAUUUCUACAUUGGUAUAGUUUUUGGACUGCAGGGAAUUUAUGUGACUGCAUUGUUUGUAACCAGUUGGGUUAUGAGUGGGACUUGGCUGGCAGGAAUGCUGACUGUAGCAUGGUUCAUUAUUAACAGGACAGAUACAACAAGAAUUGAUUACUCCAUACCAUCAAGGGAAAAUUGGGCUUUGCCGUAUUUUGCAUGUCAAGUGGCAGCUCUCACAGGCUAUUUAAAAAAAAACCUAAAUUGUUCUGCUGAGAAGUUUUGUUACCUUUUGGUAAGCGCUUCAACAUAUACCUUCAUGAUGAUGUGGGAGUACAGUCAUUAUCUCCUGUUUAUCCAGGCGGUUUCUCUUUUUCUGCUAGACAGCUUUGCCCUGGCACAGACAGAGAAGGUGCAUGAAGUAUACAAAAUCUACUUGUUUUCUCUCUUCUUGGGAUACCUCUUGCAGUUUGAAAAUUCAGCCUUACUAGUGUCACCAUUACUAAGUCUUGUAGCAGCUUUGAUGCUCUCUAAAUGCCUUCAGAUGAAUAUGAAAAAAGGCACAUUUAUGUCAAGAUUGCUGAAAAUAAUGUAUGUUUACUUGGUACUUACAAUAACAGUGACACUAAACUUCUUACUAAAGAUGUUUGUUCCUCAUAAAGAAAAUGAGCACUUGCUGAAGUUCCUUGAAGUUAAACUUGGCCUAAACACAACUAAGAAUUUUACAAUGAAUUGGCUCCUUUGUCAAGAAUCUCUUCAGGCACCCUCCCAAGACUUUUUUUUGCGGCUAACUCAGUCAUCACUGUUGCCUUUCUAUAUUUUAGUAUUAAUUAUCUGCCUUUUUUCUGUAACUCAGGUCAUUUUUAGGAGAAUUUGUGGUGAACCACUGAAAGAGACAGUUAAACUUGAGGAUGGUCGAAUUGGAGAGAGGCCAGAAAUAGUUUAUCAUGUAAUUCACACAAUUUUACUUGGUUCUCUAGUGAUGUGUUUGGAAGGAAUGAAAUAUUUGUGGACUCCUUAUGUUUGCAUGCUUGCUGCAUUUGGUGUAUGCUCUCCAGAACUUUGGAUGACACUCUUCAAGUGGCUUCGAUUGAAAGCUGUACACCCGAUAUUACUGGCUCUCAUUCUAAGUAUGGCAGUUCCCACAAUAAUCGGAUUCAGCUUGUGGAAAGAGUUUUUCCCUAGGAUAAUGACAGAGCUUUCAGAACUACAAGAAUUCUAUGAUCCUGAUACAGUAGAACUCAUGACAUGGAUAAAAAGACAAGCUCCUGUAGCUGCUGUGUUUGCAGGUAGUCCACAGUUAAUGGGCGUGAUUAAGCUUUGUACUGGAUGGAUGGUGUCAAGCCUGCCUUUAUAUAACGAUGAUGAUCUCCUAAAAAGAAAUGAAAAUAUUUAUCAGAUCUAUUCAAAGAGAUCAGCAGAGGAUAUUUAUAAGAUACUGACAUCUUACAAAGCCAAUUUUUUGAUUAUUGAAGAUUCAAUUUGCAAUGAAGUGGGACCUGUAAGAGGAUGUAGAGUUAAAGACCUGUUGGAUAUUGCAAACGGCCAUGUGGUUUGUGAGGAAGGUGACAGUUUUGCCUACUCAAAAUACGGACGAUUUUGUCAUGAAAUCAAAAUGAACUAUUCUCCAUAUGUGAAUUAUUUUACUCGGGUGUACUGGAACAGAUCCUACUUUGUAUAUAGGAUCAACACUGUGAUAUCCUUCCAGUCGUGAAAAGCAUGCAAGCUUCUUUCUGAAGAUAAUUCUGAAUGGAAUUCAGUUGGAAAAGUUCCUUCUGAUCAAGGAAAAUAUUUUUCCAGAUACAUGUGGGCACAUACAGUGUACUGACAACUUUAAUUUACCAAACUGGAACUGUGUGAACUACAGAUCAACAGAUAGAAAUACCAUCCUUGAAGGGAACAGGAAAAUUUGUCAAUUUUACAGUUUCUACAAAGUGUGACAGUCUUCCAUGUUCUGGCAUUUGUCUUCCCAUUACAAAUCAUCUUAAUCUUCAUGUAAAUGAGAUUUCUAACAUGAAUGUUAAAUCAUUUAAAGAGACCUUAUGUGGGUAGACUUCAGUAAAGGCAGAAACGUUAUGUUAAGGACCUCAUUUAAAGUCAUACAGCUUUUCUUUUCUAGCAAGAAAGCAAUCGGUAUCCUAAGAAAGAGUCUUUUCAAAUAAGUGUUUCGGUUUUUAGUUUGUUUUUGUUUUUAUUCUUCCUGUCUUCCACUAUAAACAUUGUUAUGUUUAUCAAACAUUCAUACAUCUUAUGUGUAGGUAUAGUAUUUGUAUAAAUCAAAUCAGGAAGAUUUUAUUAAAACAACAGUCUCAUAGAUUAAGGCAUUGAUCUCCGCAUUAUUGGAGACAUGUUGGUGGAAGCACUUGGACUUAGACCUAGCUGCAGGACUUGAUGAGAUCAGAUCUUCAAUUUGGAAAGAACAUGUCUGUAGGAUUUCUCCAUUACUUAAAUAUGUAUAUGUAUAUGCAUAUGUGUGUCUUAGCAGUCAUCAGAAUGGGCCAGUAUACCACAGUAUACCAUACUUGUAUUUAGACAAGUGUUGCAGGACAACUAGGUUUGCUACUGAGACUUCUGCACUUCUCUUCGACCCCCUCUGUGCGUGUGUGCAUAAGUGUGUGUCUGGGGAGGGAUGAGUGACACUCAUUUCAUUCAACUUAUUAUGUGAUAGUCAUAUUAAGAUAGUGCCAUAACUUUGAUUUUAAACACUAUAAUCACCACCAUUAAGAAGUAAUGGUAAAAUAUUUCAUAGCUAUUUUUAAAUCAAUUGUGUAACUACACUUGGAUCUUUCAAAAUGUUGGAAAGUACUUUGAAAUCUUCCCUCUAAAAUUUUUGUCUUCCUUAUGUGACCCCCCCUUUGCCCCUGCAGCUAAUUUGCUUAAUAAGUUAUGUGUUCAUCCCGUUUGUUUUGUUGAUAGCUGAUGUACUUUUAAAAGAAUGAAUAUUGCUUUAAUUCCAACUUUGGGCCUAAUCCUGAUGUCGUGAAUGGAAGAACCCAACAAAAGGUAACAGUAACUUUGCUUAGAUAGGUGUAGCUGGCCAAAAUGUGAGAACUUAAGUUUUGGAAGAGGUUAUUCACUUAGCAGGAGUUAGGUGCACUUACGGAUUCUUGUAACACGUGGCCAAGGGACCAGUCCGUCAGCCAUGUGGGAAUAGUUCUUUGGACCCCAGAUGUCUUUAAUGAAACAUCUGGCAUAAUAGGAUGGACUUUGUGAUCAAAAUCUCCAAACUAUUUUGUAAAUGAAAGCUGCAAAACUAUUCCCACUGCAUUUGUUGGUAAAUGCAAAUUCAGAGGUUUUAACUCUGUGAAAUUACUAGGAACUGCAACAUGUCGGUGUAUAUGUAUGGUUCCUGAAUGCUCUAUGCACAUAUGUUUACUUACUUUACGCUAAAGGUAGUGCUGAGGGUUUUUUUGUUUGUUUUUAAUGUUAUCACUGUUGGAGUGAUUCAAAAGAAAAAAGCUUUACUGUUGUGAAUGUCAACAUGUCUGUAAUCUAUUUUUCACUUAUAUUUUUAAGCCUAAGAGUCUUGACAAGAUGUUAAAUUACACAUUUUAUUUGAAACCAUUGUUCAGAUAACUUCAUCAAAAAAUAGUGGGUGUGACCACUGAGAGAAACAUUAGUAUAACUGAGUUAGAAGUUAAAGUAAGUAUUCUUCCUGGGAAUGCAGUCACUGUGUUGAGGAUAGUGUGUAUGUUUGUCCAAAUGCAGUGUGCAUUUAUUUGCUUAUGUACAAGUGCGUAUGUUUGACCGCACUGAAGUGUUUCGGACUUUUCUAUUACAGUGUAACAACAGAAGCUACUGUAUUAACUUGAGCUAUGGCAGGCAUGCAGGAGCCUUCUCUGUAUGUGCUAGUAUGGAUGUAGAUUUAUUUAAUAUUUUGCAGUAAGUUUAGAGUUCCAGUAAGCUUAGAGUUCCAUAUAUAAUUUAAGUUUGUUUGAAUCACUGUCCGGAAUUACAUAUCUGUGUGUCAGUCAUUCACUCACCUGACGUUAAUCAUUCAUGAACACCAUUUCAUGACAGCAAUAAGGCAUUCCAGGUAGCAAAUUUCAGGGUUACAAUUGCACUUGGGUGGCUGAAGUCACUUAGCUUAUGGCUUCAUGCCUUAUAACGCCAUGCCAAGAUGCAAUAUUUAACUAUCCUAGACUGCCUGUUGUGUUUUACUGCAGUGCUGUAUGUGUGUGGUACCACAUAGAACAUAGUUUGAAUACAUACAUGUAGAGCGCACAUAUUGAGAAAAAUACAAACAAGGCCAUCCACACACUUAAAGAUAACUGUCUCGUAGCACAUUGGCCUUUAUACAUGUUUGAACAAACAUGUUGAACCUUAUUUGAACUGUGACAUAGUUAUUUUUAUUAGUUUUGUCAUAGUUUUUAAGAUGUAUUCUUGAUACUUCAAUUGAUUCUGCUUUAGGAGAAUCAGGUAAGAUUUUUACCUUGCUUUUUAUAUUAGAGAAAAUUGUAUUGCAGCAGCAUUGGCACAACAGCCUUAAGUAACAGAGAAGGAGUCUUGUAUCUGGGAUAAACAUAGCUGCUGUUGUCCCAGUGAGAAGGCAGCAUUUUUUUAAAAUAAGUGACUGGAAGAAUUGUAUCUUACAAAGCAAAUUAUAUACUUGAACUUAUCCAGUUAUGGAGUAGCAAAAAUAAUACUGUCUAUUCCAAUUUCCACAUUUUGUGAAAAAGAAAAAAUAAGUUCCGUGAUACCCCUCAGAAGGACAAGAAUAGGGCAUAAUUACAUCUGACAUGUUUGUACAAGCCUAGCUUGUUUUUGAACACAGGUCACAAGUCUAACUUCCUGACAGAGUUGGGGGAAUGUUUUGCAGAUUUUGAUCUGUUUUGCUGUAGAUGUUGCAAUUCAGUUGAAACAUGUGCCUUGCAAGCUUUUAUUAAACAAACAAAAAACUCAAUCUGUGUUUCUUUUUGUGAAGAUUUUUUUUAAAAAAAAAUUCCCAUUCCUCUGAUUUCUAGAGCUCCAGUUGUGUCUUAAUACCUUUGCCUCCAAAGAUGUUCAUGUAGUAAAAUGGUGCAGCUAGGAUGUAUGCAAACCAUCUUAUUAACAGCUGUUCACCGGGAAAAGGGAGAAUUUGCAUAGCAAUUUGUAUUGCUGUUGUGUUGUUUUAUUUCCUCUCUUCACACUUGCAACUUCUGAUAUACUUGGUCUUAAUAAAUGCAAAAAAUUACCUUGAAAGAAUGAGUAAGGUAUUUUCACACACUCACCUGUCACCAUUAGAGUUGUGGAAGUUUUAUCAAGUCACAGUUAGACUGACAUGUACAGUUUUGUUGUAAACUUUUAGAGAUACUCUUUCACUUCCUGAAUUACCACAUACUUGAACUCAGUUGAUAAAUUUGUCAGGAGGUAUUAGAGACUAAUUAAGCAAUGGCAUUUCAGAACAGAAGGCAUUCUGUUCAUAUUAUUAUAAAAAUACCAUUUCCAUUUCUUCCAAACUAAAUACAAAUUUUAAAGUUAAGUACAAUUUCUUUUUUGGAGGGAGCACACACAUAUCUGAAGAAAGGACUAAGGUUCGACAGGCAUUGAGAAUUCUUCAAACCAUUUGUUCUGGUUGCGUUACUGUUUGCUGAAAGACCGACAAUUAGGGAUCAAAUUUUGUGCUUGCCACCUUAUUUCUGUAAGCCAUCUGCGAGGGUCCAAAUCUUGUGACCCGUCAUCAGCUUUCCCAUGCAAUUCACAUGAAUAAGAGCUGCAAGAUCAGGUCCUAGGGUUUAUAAACUGUCAUGGAAACAUGUUAAUGACUAUUGUUAACUAUGUAUAACCUAUGCUUUAAACAAAAAUCUAACAGGAGAAAGUGUAGGCUGUUUGUGUGUAUGUGUGGGCACACACAUUGUAUUUGCAUUUAAAGAUGUCUGUUUUACUAUUGUGUUUUGUAGAAUUUAAUGAGUAGCAUCUAUUAUUGCUAAUGGUGGUUAAAUCUGUAAAUCCCCUAAAAAUUUACCAGCAGAUGUACUCAAGUAUCGUGGUAUUAAAGAUGAAACAAAAACUGAAUUUAUUCCAAUACAAGCAAUAUUUCAUGUGAAGUAAUACCUCAGCAUAAAUCUGUUUAAUCAUGUCUUUAGUACUCUUUUUAAAACUAAACUUUAGAGGAAAAAAAGGUGAAAGUCCUAAAACAUGCAGUGCAUGUUUAGUUAGUAAUCAUUUCUACUUCAUCAGUACAGCUAAAAUUAAGAUAUCACCAUUAAGUUGUUGCAUUCUUUAAAAUUGCCUACCUAUGCCAAAUAUAAGGCUAGCUAUGCCUAGAACUCUUCUGAAUUGUUUGGUACCUCAACUAGAUGUUUAAAUGUGUUAUUAGAUUAGGCAGUGUUUUAGAUUGCAGCGCAAUUAAAUGUAUGCAAUUCUGCCUUUCAAGUGAUGAGAGUAUGUUUAAGGUUAUCUAUCUAUUGGAUGGAAAAGAGGUGGGUGUUUAAUACCCUAUAAAAAGUUUCAAUCUUUGUAGUUCAGUAAUGUAGAAGUAUUACUGGUAGUGCUUUACUUGUUACUGGUGACAUUUAGUAGUAGCAUAUAUGGCAUAUGAACAUAUUUAUGUGCAGGUAUUUAAUAACAAAUCUGAGGAAUUCAAUUCCUUAUGUCCUGUUUGUUGUCUUGGACAGAUUUUUAUCAAAACAAUGUAUACAUGGUAAAUAUUUUUCUCUUGUGAUAAACUUUUUCUGUGCAAAAAAAAUAAUAAAAACCAAGUCCAAAAAGUA
Dromaius novaehollandiae (emu) is the source of this 7683-nucleotide messenger RNA. It is a transcript of the gene DPY19L4, whose product is annotated as dpy-19 like 4. The record is from RefSeq and is a predicted model, not a curated record. Bases 603 to 2702 code for a protein of 699 amino acids. Gene Ontology annotation, molecular function: mannosyltransferase activity. The transcript is spliced from 19 exons. Lineage: Eukaryota; Metazoa; Chordata; Aves; Casuariiformes; Dromaiidae. Gene Ontology annotation, cellular component: nuclear inner membrane.